Osmerus eperlanus (European smelt) is the source of this 733-nucleotide messenger RNA. RefSeq lists its product as uncharacterized. Lineage: Eukaryota; Metazoa; Chordata; Actinopteri; Osmeriformes; Osmeridae. The record is from RefSeq and is a predicted model, not a curated record. The transcript has 5 exons. The coding region runs from base 164 to 670 and encodes 168 amino acids.
CUAAGCAACACAAGCUCCGAAACUUUGAAUUGUUAUGGUUCUGAUUAGUAGCGAUCGUGCUUUGUUUUUCCAUCUUCUCACAUAGACUAGGCUAUCUGUUUUCCAUUUGGAAACCUGGCUUUCAUCACAUACAAGGCUUCUUGUACGGUGGACUCCACCUGAAAUGUACAUCAUUCCCAGCGAGGGUCUAGAUGAGGCGCACUGUUUUGGGGCUAUGUGCCCUCACCCUUGCUGCUGGGAAACAGAACACCGUAUUGGCAGGGGCAUCCAUCGCCAGCUAAGGUCCCGAACAUCAGACAAGGGCAGGCCUGCAGUAGAGGUUUCCUCCGUGGAGGGGUUUCCCACCCUAAGUGUGGUGAAUGUAUCUGAAUGGGAUGAACGCAGAAAACGUCCUACGGUCAAGCUGGUCUCUGAGGCCGAUAGCAAGGAAGAUGUUCCUGCCAGUCCUCUCUUGUCUCGCCAGUCCCAGAUCCUGCAGAGGAAGCAGAAUAAGAGGGUGGAUGGACACUUUCCAGAUCUCAACUCGGUUAACCUGAAUGACAGCAACCAAAGGAAGGAAGUCAAGCUUAGAACAGCCAAUAUCAGCCAGUUGACCUCCAGUGAAUCACGUUCUCUGAUGCUGUGGAUACCUCCACAGCACACCCAAAAGAGCCUCACCCAAACCAGGUGACUGGUUGCUGUCUAGGCUGAUGUGUAUACCGUGUAAGAGACACUUGGGAUAUUCAAAAUGAUA